Messenger RNA from Empidonax traillii (willow flycatcher), 1740 nucleotides. RefSeq names its product tubulin tyrosine ligase (gene TTL). The transcript is spliced from 7 exons. The coding region runs from base 209 to 1345 and encodes 378 amino acids. Gene Ontology annotation, biological process: protein modification process. The record is from RefSeq and is a predicted model, not a curated record. NCBI's taxonomy places the organism in Eukaryota, Metazoa, Chordata, Aves, Passeriformes, Tyrannidae.
CAGGGAGUGGUUCUGGUUCCGGGUCAGUCCCCGCCCGGGCAGGCUCCUCGGGCGGUGCGCGGGGGUGGCGGUCCCGGCCAUGCGGAGCCGGGCCGGGCGGCGGCGGCCGCGCAGGGCCCUGCCUGGGCUGUGGCGGGGCCCCGUGAGCCGCCGGGGGUAGGGCGGGGUGUUCCCCUUCCCUCUCCCCCCACCCCCCUCCCCCGUCGCCAUGUACACCUUCGUGGUGCGGGACGAGGGCAGCAGCGUGUACGCCGAGGUGAGCCGGCUGCUGCUGGCCAGCGGGCAGUGGCGGCGCCUCCGCAGGGACAACCCCCGCUUCAACCUGAUGCUGGGCGAGAGGAACCGGCUCCCCUUUGGCAGGCUGGGUCAUGAACCUGGACUUGUGCAGCUGGUGAAUUACUACAGGGGAGCAGACAAGCUGUGCCGCAAAGCAUCUCUGGUGAAGCUAAUCAAGACAAGCCCUGAGCUAUCGGAGUCCUGUACAUGGUUCCCUGAGUCAUAUGUUAUUUACCCAACAAACUUGAAGACCCCCGUGGCUCCGGCACAGAAUGGAAUUCACCAUCUCAUAAACAACACCAGGACAGAUGAGCGGGAAGUCUUCUUGGCAGCUUACAACAGGCGGCAGGAAGGCAAAGAAGGCAACGUGUGGAUUGCCAAGUCCUCAGCUGGUGCCAAAGGAGAAGGGAUCCUAAUUUCAUCAGAGGCUACAGAGCUUCUGGACUUCAUCGAUGAGCAGGGACAAGUGCACGUGAUUCAGAAAUACCUGGAGAAUCCUCUACUUUUAGAGCCAGGGCAUCGCAAGUUUGACAUCAGGAGCUGGGUUCUCGUGGAUCAUCAAUAUAAUAUCUACCUCUACAGAGAGGGUGUCCUGCGGACCUCUUCCGAACCAUAUAACAGUGCUAAUUUCCAGGACAAAACCUGCCACUUGACCAAUCACUGCAUUCAGAAGGAAUAUUCCAAAAACUAUGGGCGAUAUGAGGAAGGGAAUGAAAUGUUCUUUGAGGAGUUCAACCAGUAUCUGAUGGAUGCCCUGAACACAACGCUUGAGGAUGGCAUCUUACUGCAAAUCAAACACAUAAUAAGAAGCUGCCUUAUGUGUAUAGAGCCUGCAAUCAGCACGAAGCAUCUUCACUACCAGAGCUUCCAGCUAUUUGGUUUUGACUUCAUGGUGGAUGAGGAGCUGAAAGUCUGGCUAAUAGAAGUCAAUGGGGCCCCAGCGUGUGCUCAGAAGCUGUAUGCAGAGCUCUGCCAAGGAAUUGUGGAUGUAGCCAUCUCUAGUGUUUUCCCCCUCAAUGACACUGGGCAGAAGAUGAGCCAGUCAUCAUCGAUCUUCAUCAAGCUGUGAUGACAUCAGGACUGCCACUGCUGUGAACAGGGAGAGACUGCGUCCCUGGGAUCAGCACAUUUCGGUGGCCUAUCUCAGUAAUAUGCCAAAAAGUGAUAGAGACAGGCUUCUUAUUUUCUUGGAAACCACAGGGAAAAACAACAAAACAGGCAUCCACUCAAAGCUGUGAUUAGCCAGAGCUGCUCAGAUAACUCUGCCUGCAUUCACCAAAAUCCACUUUAGAAACAGCUUCUGUAACUUUGAUAUCUGAAACAAAUCUCUCUGGGAGAACAACAAAAUAACCUUAAAAUCAAACUCCAACAGGGAUACUGUAUAUGCUCUAUUAGCUCCUCCUUUUCUAUAGAGAUAACACUGGGUUUUUUAAGGGAACUGAGCAAAGAGAAAGAUGAAGUUGU